UAUUUAUAGAUGUUUGUUCCUAUUAUCGUCUGAGACAAUCUGAAACGAAAAGUAUAAAUAUCAUCACGCAAAUCAUCACGUAAAUCAAGUCAUUUGGAUCUUAAGCCCGAGGAGGACGAACGGAAAGAUCGAAGGACUUCACGUCGUAUUCACGCUAAGACAUUCUCUCGCAGAAACAGACCAACACUGCUGAAACAUUACAUUUAUCAUUGUCAAUUUAGAGGAAACGGAAGAAAAAAGAACUGGUGAUAAAUAUUGCACAUGGAUGGCUGCAAAAUUUUCAGCUGCGUGUUUAAUCCAAUUUAGAUAGUCGUGACCACUACGCCGCUCUCUUGCGUUUGAAAUGAAAGGAUAUCAUCAAAUAAUAAUUUGUGUUUUAACCUUCUGCAUGGUCAAAGUCACCAGCCAAAAAAGUGCGGGAUCAAAACACUGUGAUGCAUUUCGCCACUGCGACUGGAAGAAGGCACCCACUCUAUUCGUGAAAGUUCCAACACAAAGGGUUGUAUGUUCGAUGAAGAGCAGCACGGGUGAACCAUGUACCAUGGACAUAAACCAGAUUUUAAAAUUACUACCGGCCAGCAGCGAUGUCGUGCUGUACUUUGUCACCGACUGUUUAACUCCGACGCAAAUUUCUUUUAACAAUUCUUUAAACGUCACCAAGAAAAACAUCAUAUCCUACAUGCAGAUCAUGAGACAUUGCCGCAUUUCAGUAGAGGCCCUAUCUGUCUGGGGGCAAGCCACAGAUUUUCGGGUGUUCUACGCAAUGGCGAACACAACUUUAAUGGAAACGAACGAAACAUUAAAAACUAGCUCACGUCGAGCACUGAAAAACAUUGGUUCUCUUGCUAUUGACAACUCUAACCCGCGAGGCAUCCCCAGAAUUUUUAGGAAAUACGUCUGGCCAAAGAUGGCCGAAGUCUCACUUUCCAAUUUACAGCUUUCCUCAAUCCCUGUAAACCUAAAUAACAUCAUGCCGCUACUUCAGUCUCUAGAGGUUUCUCACAACAAUUUUUCAAGACCACCGCCAUUUCCUUGGUGCAACACCACACUUGAACUGCCGAGAGGACUGGAGAGAACGCCAACUGCAAAUCACCACUAUCAAUUCGGCACCAUCGUUAAUCCGAAGUUGUACCGACGAUUCUUCGAUUUGUCGUAUAACAACAUCGUAGAUUUGGCGACCCACGAAUUUAAAGGACUUCUAAAUGCUUUAAAUCUAGAGGGAAAUGGACUAAAAGCAGUUGGACCAAAGUGUUUCCUCGGUUUGAAUGGAAUACAAGUAAUAAACCUAAGAAAUAACAAAUUGAAUGAUUUGCCUUCACAAUUAUUCCAAGGACUCCGAAGUCUCCUGAAAUUACGACUAGAUCACAACAAUAUCUCGUCUUUACCGAUCCAACUUUUUAAAAACCUCACAAACAUCAAAAGAAUUGACUUAGGAAGUAACAAACUGAGCUUCGUUCAAAAUGAAUUGUUCACCAACUUGAAAUCUUGUGAAAUAUUGAAUUUAAAUGAUAAUCAAAUCACUCUUGUGGAUGAUGACGCUUUUCCCACCGAUUCAAGUUCUUUGCAAAAGAUUAACCUCCAAAACAACAAAAUAACGCGGAUUCCUUCAUCUUUACUCCUGCAACGACAUGCUACAGAAAUAAAUCUGUCAUUCAAUGAAUUGAAUUUUCAAGAUCUUAGAAACCUCUUCAAGCAAAUAGACUUAAACACGUUUUUGUACCACCAUCGUGAUACGGCAAGUUCAGUCCGGUUUAGACUAAAGGAAAGCUUCAAUCAAAUCAGCUUUGCCUAUAAUAAAUUUUCGAAAAUAAACGUCAAGACACUCAACAAAACAGAGAUAGGUCUGUUUGAGUUUCUCCUGCAAAUUUAUACAAUCGACAUGACUGGGAACCUCCUGAAGUGUGAUUGCGAUAUCUUGGUUUUGACUCGCUGGCUUCGAUCAUUGAUGCUGAAGCAUCCGCGUAUUCAAAAUGUGCACUUUGAAACUUGGAAAUGCACGGCUCCUGAUGAAGUUAAGGAUAAACCUAUACUAUCUGUACACGAAGACGAGUUCAAAUGCCAGAGAAAUCUCAAAAACUGUCCUCAAAGAUGUUUGUGUUAUGUACGAGCCAUGGAUGAAGCUGUGGUCAUCGACUGCAAAGGAAGAAACCUUACUGAGCUUCCUUCCAAGGUUCCAAGAGGUAAUCUAGUUCUUCAUGCAGAGAACAAUAACAUCCGGGAGAUUCUUCCACAUUCCUAUUUAGAAAACGUUUCAGCACUUUAUCUCACUGAAAACGAUAUCCAUGUCGUAAACGAGUCCAUAGUAAGAAAGUUAACGCAAACUAAAAUUCUUUUCAUUGAUUCGAAUAAGCUGACCAGUUUACCGCGGAACAUUGAAGACGUCAAUUUCACCAUUCUCGCGAUAAACCACAAUUUCUUCAAGUGCGACUGUACAACAAAAUGGAUGAAGUACUGGUUGCUAAGAGAGUCAAGUAAAAUUCAAAACAUGGAAAACGUUUUGUGCAACUCCGAGAAUGCUCAAGGGAAAGCAAUUUACAGCCUACCAGAUGAUGAGUUUGUUUGUCAAAUUUCUGCCAACGAUGAUACAAAUACGCCGUCCACAACAAUGGGUACUGAGUAUAAAGUCAUCGCUUUGACUCUUGCAGGUGCGCUGGUUUUGACUUUUAUCGUUUUCUUCGUGAUUUUCAAGUACCGCGGAGAAAUGAAAGUGUUCAUGUUCACUCACUUCAACUGGCACCCAUUUGAUCGCAUAGACGACUCCGACCCAAGUAAACUAUACGAUGCGUUUGUGUCUUACAAUGGCAAUGACCACCGUUGGGUGUCAAACACUUUAUGGGACAGACUUGAAAAUCACGACCCCCCCUACAAACUGUGUGUCCAUGACCGCGACUUCCAAGUGGGUAAAACAAUACAAGAAAAUAUUUUCAAGAGCGUCGACCAAAGCAAGCGAAUGAUCAUGGUGUUAUCCAAUAACUUCUUAAAAAGCGAGUGGUGCUUGCUGGAAUUCCGCGCCGCACAUCGGAAAGUUCUGGAGGAACGUACUAAUUAUCUAAUCAUCAUUUUGCUAGAUGACGUGAACAUGGACGAGCUUGAUGAAGAAAUGAAAUUAUACAUGCGCACUAACACGUAUCUCAGUGUCAACAACAAGUGGUUCUGGCAGAGACUGUACUACGCUAUGCCUCACAUAACAGUCAGGCAAAUAAGAGCAAGAAAUCUCUCGAAUACUCCCUCUAAUGUGACAUCGCAUUCUGUGGCUCAAAGCGUGUUCACUAAUGGGGCAUACUCUGUAUCUUAACCUUCCCACAAGUGUUUGACAUUCAACUCCACCCACAAAUUGUUACUUGUUAAUAGUCUAAUUGGCAGCUGUUCUUAAGGAUAUCACGCAACAUACCAAGCAAAAGAAAGAGUCACGAAAAAUUCCAAAGAACGGCUACGAACGGCCAUUAAAAUAAUUAAACAGCUCCUUGAAGAGGAGGUA
Messenger RNA from Pocillopora damicornis (cauliflower coral), 3478 nucleotides. RefSeq names its product toll-like receptor Tollo. The record is from RefSeq and is a predicted model, not a curated record. NCBI's taxonomy places the organism in Eukaryota, Metazoa, Cnidaria, Anthozoa, Scleractinia, Pocilloporidae. Gene Ontology annotation, cellular component: plasma membrane. Gene Ontology annotation, molecular function: protein binding; signaling receptor activity. Gene Ontology annotation, biological process: signal transduction.